This is a messenger RNA of Maudiozyma saulgeensis, 1599 nucleotides long. Lineage: Eukaryota; Fungi; Ascomycota; Saccharomycetes; Saccharomycetales; Saccharomycetaceae. The record is from the annotation of a GenBank genome assembly.
AUGAAGGAACUGAAUUACACUCCAUUAGAUGUUAUAGACACCAAAUUAACAGUUUCCAGUGAAUGCUUCUUCGAAAGACAAAAAGAAUUAUCUCAUGCUACAAAUAUUAGGAAGACAGACCUUCAAUUUAGGAUUAAACAAUUAAAAACGCUAUACUAUGCUAUUAAGAAGAAUGAAAAGAAUCUGAUUGAUGCAAUGUACGAGGAUUAUCACCGUGCUCCACAAGAAUCGAUGCAAUUAGAAUUAAUUCCGCUGUAUAAUGACAUUUUGAAUAUGAUCAAAAGUCUGUCGAAAUGGAUGAAGCCGAGACGUAUAUAUGACAUGUCACCUACUUACAUGUUGGGUAAAACUUAUGUUGAAAAGAUUGCCAUGGGUAGUGUUUUAGUAAUAUCUCCAUGCAAUUUCCCUGUUCUAUUAGCUUUAACUCCUGUUGCAAACGCAAUUGCCGCCGGUAAUACCGUUAUUUUAAAACCAAGUGAGAUGACUCCAGCUACUGCCAUUCAAAUGCAACAAUUAAUUGAAAAUGCUUGUUUCCCUCAUGGAUUGUUACAAGUUGUCCAGGGUGCUAUUCCAGAGACUUCCCAAUUAAUCAAAUCUAAGACCUUAAAUAUGAUUUUUUACACAGGUUCCCCAAAGGUUGGUUCCAUCGUAGCUCAAGAGGCAGCCAAGAACUUAGUUCCAUGUGUUUUAGAACUUGGUGGUAAAUCUCCAGCAUUUAUGACUAAGAAAUUUGAUAUCAAUAAUAAUUCUAAGUUGAAGACUGCUAUUAAGAGAAUAUUUUUUGGUGCAUUUAGCAAUGGUGGACAAAUUUGUGUUACACCUGAUUAUUUGCUAGUCCAUGAAUCUAUUUAUGAUAAAGUAGUAGAACAAGCCAAAAUUGUUUUGAAUGAAAUGUAUCCUACUUUUAAUGGUGAUUUAGAUUACACACAUACAAUUGGACCAAGAGGAUAUAAUGCAAUUAUUAAGAAAUUGGAGGAAUCAAGUGGCACUAAAUAUAUACCUCAGUCUGCUAACGGAUUUGUUUCCAAUGAAGAAAAGGGCCAAUAUUGUAUACCACCAACACUGAUUUUGGAUUGUUCAUGGGAUGAUUCAUUAAUGGAGGAAGAGAAUUUUGGUCCUGUAUUACCAAUUUACAAAUACUCUGUACUAGAUGAAACUUUAGAUAUGAUUAUUAAAAAAAAUGAUCAACCUUUAGUUCAAUAUAUUUUUUCUGAUUCUGAACACGAGAGACAACAUAUUUUAACUCGUUUAAGAUCUGGGGACUGUAUUAUUGGUGAUACUAUAAUUCAUGUAGCUAUUCAAGAUGCUCCAUUUGGUGGUAUCGGUAACUCCGGAUAUGGUAAUUAUGGUGGUGUUUAUGGAUUUGAUGCUUUCACCAACGAGAGAACUGUUUUCAAACAACCAUACUGGAUGGAUAAAAUGCUAUUUAUGAGAUAUCCACCAUAUAACGAAACGAAAUUAAAGUUAGUGGAGGCUGCCACGGAACAACAACCAUGGUUCGAUGAGGAUGGAAACAACCGUUGGUACCGUAAUAAAUUCUUCUAUUUAUUCACAGUCGUUGGUGUGGCUGUUGCUGCUGCUUGUAAUCAAUAUGCUUAA